AUUCCAUUUCCUCUCAAUUCAAGUUUCACAUUGUUUUCAUCAACAGAAAAUGGCUCAGAAGGUGGUGCUGAAGGUUUUGACCAUGACGGAUGAUAAAACAAAGCAGAAGGCUAUAGAAGCUGCUGCAGAUAUAUAUGGAAUUGAUUCGAUUGCUGCGGAUCUGAAGGAUCAGAAGCUAACGGUGAUCGGGCAGAUGGACGCAGUGGCAGUGAUGAAGAAGCUGAGAAAAGUGGGGAAAGUGGAUAUAAUAUCAGUUGGGCCUGCAAAAGAAGAGAAGAAAGAAGAAAAGAAAGAAGAAAAGAAAGAAGAGAAGAAAGAGGAGAAGAAGGAAGAGAAGAAAGGAGAAGAAAAGAAAUGAAAUGAAAUCCCAUAAUCAGCUUUGUAGCUCUUUUAGGAAAGUAAGCACUUUUCCAGAAAUGCAGAAGAUCUUGAAAGUUCUGGGGAUGUAAUUAGAUAUUAUGAUUUUGGGUUAGCAAGUAAAUUUAGUCUUGCAAAUUGGGUGAAAAAGUUAAUGCUUUGUCCUGUUUUGAAGUUUAUGAAAAGUGAGGAGAGUUUUAGCUACAUGAAUUUCCUCUUCCAUUCGUUGUCUAGUCAUUGUCGAUGCAUAAAGUUCCCCAGGGGCUGUUUGAAUAUGCCAGUUAGUUCUUCACG
This is a messenger RNA of Rubroshorea leprosula, 651 nucleotides long. The record is from the annotation of a GenBank genome assembly. NCBI's taxonomy places the organism in Eukaryota, Viridiplantae, Streptophyta, Magnoliopsida, Malvales, Dipterocarpaceae.